Populus nigra (black poplar) is the source of this 1881-nucleotide messenger RNA. Its product is annotated as U-box domain-containing protein 7-like. The record is from RefSeq and is a predicted model, not a curated record. Bases 305 to 1621 code for a protein of 438 amino acids. Lineage: Eukaryota; Viridiplantae; Streptophyta; Magnoliopsida; Malpighiales; Salicaceae. The transcript has 2 exons.
AAUCCCUUGUCGGAUGGUUUAUUGUAUAAUUAGUAAUUAAACCACAAGUUCAUUUAUGGGUUUGCAAAUGAUCUUAUUAAUGUGCCUUGAAUAUCUCUUACAGUUUGUGAGUUUAAAGAGAGCACUGUUCCCUCUGCAUGUGCUCUCUGCUCUUCCUGUAAUUUUCCCUCACAUAUUCUCUCUCACCUUCCCUCUCGUCGUACAGCUCUUGUCCAUAUAUAUAUCCUCUCUCUUUCACUCUCUCAAAAGUCUAGUUUCAUACAUACAAAAAGAAAAGUUACAAACAAGCUGUUGAUUUUCUUUCAUGUCUCCAGAACAAAGACCAAACAUGCCUGAACCACCUCCUUCCCCUUCUUCCUCUUCUAUCUUUGCACUUUCUUACUUGAAACUUCAAUUCUUCGCUCGUGUCAGGCGGUUCUUGCAAACUAAAAGGGCACAAAAGAGCAUUAAAACAAGAACCAAAGCUAUGGUCAACAAAGAAGAACAAGCAACAAUUACUACUACUGUGGAUAGACAAAGUAGUGAUAUUGAUGAUGAUUCUGUGGUGUUACAAAGAUCAGUAAAGAGACUUCACUUUGGAAGCUGGGAAGAGAAGGAGAUGGCAGCUCUUGAGAUUGAAAAAUUAGCUAGGGAAGAUGCUAAGAUGAGAAAUUUGAUGGCUGAGCUUGGUGUUAUUCCUGCCUUGGUGGGGAUGGUGGCUUCAGAAGUAGCUGGCCGCCAGAGAGUGGCUGUUAAUGCUUUGAUUGAGCUUGCUAAUGGAACUUACAAGAACAAGGCUCUCAUGGUAGAAGCAGGUAUCUUUUCGAAACUACCAAAGAGCAUGGAUGUUUUAGAAGAACCAACAAGACAAGACUUUGCAGAAUUAAUCCAGUCAUUAUCUUCGUUGGCGAAUCAUACCCAAUUCCCUCUUGCUUCAUCAGAAGUUUUGCCAUUUCUAAUUGGAAUUCUUGAGUCUUGCUCAAGUUACGAAACCAAGGAGUCAUGUUUGGGUACUCUAUACAACCUGUCUGCUGUGUUGGACAAUGCAGGGCCUUUGCUCUCUAAUGGGGCAGUUCAAACUCUCUUGAGGGUAGUAUCAGAAAAAGAAUUCUCAGAGAAAGCUCUAGCGACACUAGGACAUUUAGUGGUGACCUUAAUGGGGAAGAAAGCAAUGGAAAAUAGUUCACUUGUGCCAGAGAGCUUGAUAGAGAUAAUGACAUGGGAGGAUAAGCCAAAAUGUCAAGAAUUAUCGGCUUAUAUUUUGAUGAUUCUAGCUCAUCAAAGCUCAGCUCUGCGUGAUAAAAUGCUUAAAGCUGGCAUUGUCCCUGUACUCCUUGAAGUGGCAUUAUUGGGGAGUCCUCUAGCUCAGAAGAGAGCACUAAAACUACUGCAAUGGUUCAAAGAUGAGAGGCAAACAAGGAUGGGGCCACAUUCUGGGCCUCAAACAGCAAGGAUAGCAAUAGGGUCACCAGUAAAUAACAGGGAAGCUCAAGAGGGAAAGAAACUGAUGAAGGAUUUGGUGAAGCAAAGUUUACACAAGAACAUGGAGUUGAUAACCCGGCGAGCCAAUGCUACUUCAGGGGACUCUUCUAAGUUCAAGUCCUUGGUUAUCAGUACAAGUUCUAAAAGCUUGCCUUGCUAAAGAUUUUACAGGCCCUUUAGCAAUCUUUGGGCAUCUUUCGUGCCGGGAGCAGCAGAGAAAUUCCUCGAUGCCUGCUCAUCAAGUUAGGAAUCCAAUUCUUUAGCCUAGGCCAUGUGAUGUUUGCUGAUUAAAAAUAGAGAUGCUCUUGUGUGCAGUAUAAUAGCUUAUCUUAAUUGUACAUGGUGACCUUAAAAAGAAAAGAAAAUAGAAAUUGAAGUCUCCAGAUGGGGUCUCACUCCCAUUUUUUCCCACAAGAUCAA